AUGAACACUUCUCUUUGUGAACCUCCUUUUGCCAUCACUCACCAGAGCCCUCUCUGUGACCUCAAUGCCAGCUGUGAUUGGUUAUCAUCGUUCUGCAACAGAACCACAGCGGACAGUGCUCUGCAGCUGCCCACCUUCACAACUGCAGCCAAAGUCAGAGUCAUCACAACAUUUAUCCUCUGCGGCGUCUCCACUUUGUGUAAUCUGGCGGCUCUUUGGGUCGCCAACAGCCACAAGCGUAAAUCCCAUGUCCGGGUGCUGAUAAUAAACCUGACGGCGGCGGAUCUGCUGGUCACCUUCAUCGUGAUGCCGGUGGAUGCUGUGUGGAACAUUACCGUGCAGUGGCUGGCCGGAGACCUGGCCUGCAGAGUACUCAUGUUUCUCAAGCUGCAGGCCAUGUACUCCUGUGCCUUUGUCACCGUGGUGAUUAGUCUGGACAGACAGUCAGCCAUCCUUAACCCUUUGGCGAUCAGCAUGGCCCGCAGGAGGAACAGGGUCAUGCUCAUGGUGGCUUGGACCAUGAGCGCCUUGUUCUCUAUCCCUCAGAUCUUCAUCUUCCACAACGUGACGAUCACACAUCCUGCAGAGUUCACCCAGUGCACCACGAGAGGCAGCUUUCUGACUCACUGGCAGGAGACGGCCUACAACAUGUUUACCUUCUGCUGCCUCUUCCUCCUGCCGCUCUUCAUCAUGAUCACCGUCUACACCCGCAUCUUCCUCCAGAUCUCCACCAGGAUGAAGAGGAAGAGCUUAUCCGCCGGAGAGCCCGAAUGGCGCUGUUCCCAAAACAACAUCCCCAAAGCCCGGAUGAGGACUCUCACGAUGAGCAUGGUCAUUGUCGUCUGCUUCAUAGUCUGCUGGACGCCCUACUACCUGCUGGGCCUGUGGUACUGGUUCUUCCCCGACGACCUGGAGGGCAAAGUCUCCCACUCUCUCACCCACAUCUUGUUCAUUUUCGGCCUCUUCAACACCUGCAUGGACCCCAUAAUCUACGGCCUUUUCACCGUCCGCUUCAAGGGCCGCAGGAAGCAGGGCCGCACCACAAUGAGUGACAUCACACGGACUAAUUCCCAACGACGGCUGCGAUGGAAAUUGUGGACAAUGGGCCUCGCAUUCACCAGCGGCGAUAUCUUUUGUCCGCUGCUUUACCAUCGUGAAGAUCGCAAACGAGUCAAGUGUGUUCAGAAUGCUUAG
Knipowitschia caucasica is the source of this 1194-nucleotide messenger RNA. The record is from the annotation of a GenBank genome assembly. NCBI's taxonomy places the organism in Eukaryota, Metazoa, Chordata, Actinopteri, Gobiiformes, Gobiidae.